AUGUCCUUAGAAAAGAAGAUCAUAAACUUCCUCAAGGGCCCGAAGAAAGGCGAGGCCUACGAGCUCAAAGCAGGACUUGUGUCCCAGUACAAACAUGAGCGGAAAGACGCCAUCCAGAGGGUCAUUCAGGCCAUGACAAUAGGCAAAGACGUUUCGGCGCUCUUUCCCGACGUUCUCAAGAACAUCGCCACGUACGAUUUGGAGCAGAAGAAGUUGGUGUACUUGUACUUGAUGAACUAUGCGAAAUCGAACCCGGAAUUGUGUAUUUUGGCCGUCAACACGUUCGUUCAAGAUACCGAAGAUCCCAAUCCGUUGGUGAGGGCCUUGGCGAUCCGUACCAUGGGCUGUAUUCGCGUGGAGCGGAUGGUGGACUACAUGGAGAUUCCGUUGCGCCGUACAUUGGAGGAUGACAACCCCUAUGUGCGGAAGACGGCGGCUAUCUGUGUGGCCAAGUUGUUCGACUUGAAUGCUGAAAUGUGCAUUGAGCUUGGCUUCUUUGACGCUUUGAAGAAGCUCUUACAGGAUCUGAACCCAAUGGUGGUGGCCAAUGCCCUCAACGCGUUGCACGAGAUCAAAGACAUGAACCAUGACCAGAACUUGAAGGUCUUGACUGUAGACGCAGACCUCGUCAAGCUUUUGCUUGCUUGCUUGAACGAAUGUUCCGAAUGGGGGCGUAUCACCAUCUUGUCUUACUUGGCCGAGUAUCCCUCGCCUGACCCUGAAGAAACAUUGCACCUCAUUGAGCGUGUAAUCCCCCAGUUGCAGCACGUCAACCCCUCGGUCGUGUUGUCGUCCAUCAAAGUGGUUGUCCACCAUCUUGACGGAUUGGCGAACCAGGCACAGAAAACCUCGUUUUUGAAGAAACUAUCCGCCCCAAUGGUCUCCUUGGUCUCUCUGCCUAUACCCGAGGCGCAAUAUGUGGGGCUUAAGAACAUCAGAAUUAUCUUAGAGAAAUAUCCAAGCUGUCUAUCCAAGGAGCUCCGAGUCUUUUUCAUCAAGUACUCAGACCCACUCUAUCUCAAGCUUGAGAAAUUGGACAUUCUCAUUCGUUUGGCUUCUGACUCCAACAGCGCCUUGCUUCUAAGCGAAUUGAAGGAAUAUGCCAUGGAAUUCGAACCUACACUCAUCACAAAGGCCGUUCAUGCCAUCGGAGCUGUAGCCAUUAAGCUUUCUGACUCCGUUAUUCCCGCCGUUAACUUGCUUGUCACUUUGAUGGACCAGAGAGGCGGAGAAUUCAUCAUUAAUGAGUCCUCUGUCAUCUUGACCCAGAUUUUGAGAAGAUACCCAGGCAGAAACGAUCUCAUUACACUCAUCGUUCCUGUCAUCAGCCACCAUGUCGAGCAGCUCACAAGCAACCCUGCUCUUUCUGGAUACGUCUUUUUGCUUGGUGAAUACCCUAAAUACUUCACUAGUUUGAGAGAAAAGCUACAACUUUUGACUGACGAAUUUCUUGAGUAUGAUGCCUCCUUGCAACUCAGCAUCAUCACAGCUGUGGUCAAGGUAUGUGCCAAGGUCAACAAGACUGGCUACUCCCUGUUGCUACAGGCAGUGCUCGACAAAGCAACCAAGGAGUGUGAUAAUGCUGAUGUGAGAGAUAAGGCCUUUUUAUACUGGAGAUUCUUGUCUUCGUCGUCACAAGAUGAACAAGAUAGACUCCUCAAUGCCCAACUCCCACCCAUCAAAACAAUCAUUCCAUCCUUCAACCCGGCUGUAUUGGAGGACUUAAUCAACGAGUUAUCAACAUUAUCAUCAGUAUACCACAAGCCAGCAUCGACAUUCAUUGUAUCUGAUGAACACAAAUCUAAAGAGAAGAAGUCGCGCAGAUCGUCCAACAAGUCCGACAUCAGUGACUUGGCCAACAUCGCCAAGCAGGAGAUCAUCAACAAUGCCAAGAACGAAAACUUACUUGACUUUGACGAUGACGAGCCCCUGCCUCUUACCAGCAGUGGUCCAACUUCUGCCAUGGACGAACUCGACGACCUUUUUUCAAUUCCAACCACUCCACAGCCCAAAACAGGAGCUUCAAAACAGGACAUCAUGGAUCUAUUUGGUUCGUCCAGCAGCUCAGCACCAAGCUCUAUGCCUCAAGCUAAGCCAACCGCUAAGAUCAAUAGCGAUCUUCUAGACUUGAUUUAG
This is a messenger RNA of Australozyma saopauloensis, 2136 nucleotides long. It is a transcript of the gene APL2, whose product is annotated as Apl2p. Gene Ontology annotation, biological process: vesicle-mediated transport; intracellular protein transport. Gene Ontology annotation, cellular component: membrane coat. Bases 1 to 2136 code for a protein of 711 amino acids. The record is from RefSeq and is a predicted model, not a curated record. Lineage: Eukaryota; Fungi; Ascomycota; Pichiomycetes; Serinales; Metschnikowiaceae. Gene Ontology annotation, molecular function: clathrin binding. The transcript has a single exon.